AUGGAGCGAAGGACCGAUACCAGGACAUACAAGCUGAAUCAUGCGAUGAUUCGCGUGAAGGAUCCCAAAAGGACGAUUCAAUUUUACGAGCUUCUUGGCCUCAGCGUUAUCCAAAAGCUUUCAUUUCCUGAGAAUAAGUUCGAUCUUUACUUCCUCGGUGUAGACAGCCCGGGUUCAUCAUCUCACGGGAAGUUCACCUUCGAUCGCCAAGGCUUAAUUGAGCUCACUCACAAUUACGGCACCGAGCACGAUGAAGAUUAUCGAGUGAAUAAUGGGAAUGAGAAACCACAUCUCGGCUUUUCACAUAUUUCCAUCUCGGUACCAGAUGUGCAAGCUACCUACCAGACACUGGCCAAGGCUGGCUAUAAGUUUGAGCAGGAUGCCUCCUUCAGGAACGACCCGGUGAUAGCUCUGGAUCCAGAUGGUUACUGGGUCCAAAUCACUGAGCAGGGUCCAUCGAAUAAGAGUUCGGCUUCUAAUGCUCCUGCUCCAUCCAGUGUUAAUCAAUACGCCCUGCGAGUCACCGACGCCGCUCGAUCUAUUCGCUACUACACCGAGAACCUUGGAAUGAAACUUGUCAAAACUAUCGCGAGCGAUGACGGGAACUCAAAAACAUUUCUUUUGGGGUAUCCUUCAACUGGUCCAUUCACUGGAACAGAAGAUCUGUCACGUCGCGAAGGAUUACUCGCCCUCAUCUGGCAAGGCGGAGAGAACGGGAUCUCUCAAGUACAUAAUGGAAAUGAUCAGCCUCAAGGAUUUGGCCAUACCUGUGUUACUGUCGAUGAUAUCUAUGCAGCUUGCGCACGGUUGGAAGGGCUUAAUGUUGCGUGGAAGAAGAGACUCACAGAUGGAAAGAUGAAGAACGUCGCAUUUCUUCUUGACCCUGAUAAUUAUUGGAUCGAAUUGGUGCAGAACGAAGGAUUUACUGGCAAAGCAAAUUUCUAGAUUAGUCAUUCAAAGAUUCUGUAGCCAGCCUCAACGUCAGAUAAAUUCAGCUCAUUGCUACCCAAAAUCAUUGCAUCGUGAACUCUGUUGCUAUCAUAUUAUGCCUUGCUCAUAC
Molecule: messenger RNA, 1060 nt
Organism: Fusarium redolens
Lineage: Eukaryota; Fungi; Ascomycota; Sordariomycetes; Hypocreales; Nectriaceae
Product: Glyoxalase/Bleomycin resistance protein/Dihydroxybiphenyl dioxygenase
Exons: 5
Coding region: 1-945 (314 amino acids)
Molecular function (GO): lactoylglutathione lyase activity; metal ion binding
Source: RefSeq, a predicted model, not a curated record